Messenger RNA from Pseudomassariella vexata, 855 nucleotides. RefSeq lists its product as uncharacterized. Gene Ontology annotation, molecular function: 2-oxoglutarate-dependent dioxygenase activity. The record is from RefSeq and is a predicted model, not a curated record. Lineage: Eukaryota; Fungi; Ascomycota; Sordariomycetes; Amphisphaeriales; Pseudomassariaceae. The transcript has 6 exons. The coding region runs from base 1 to 855 and encodes 284 amino acids. Gene Ontology annotation, cellular component: cytoplasm.
AUGCUGACUGCUACCAAAGCCCAGCCGAUCAGCUAUGAUAUCAACCUGCCCUACGACGAGCUGCCUGGCGACACAGAUCUGGUUCGAUCCCCUACCUCCCUUCGAGUAAAAGAUGCGUCCGUCCCCGAGCUCCACAAGGCCGGUAUCGAGAUCACCCACAUCACGCCGGGACUGGGGAGCUAUAUCUCAGGCAUCCAACUGAACCAGCUCUCCGACGUGGCCAAGGAUGAGCUGGCACACUUGAUCGCCCAGCGCAAGGUGCUGGCCUUCGAGAACCAGGAUCUGAUCGAUGAUGGACCGGCAGCUCAGCAGGAGUUCAUGAACUACUAUGGUAAUGGCUACCCAGGUUUCCAGAUCAUUCAGCGGGAUGGGAAUAAGGAGGAGCUAGCCAGGUUCCUAGAACAGAGACCUACUACCACGCUGUGGCAUCAGGAUGUCAGUUAUGAGAUUCAGCCACCGGGUUAUGUCAUAUUGGGGUACCUUCAAGUGAGCCCUGAAGUAGGCGGCGACACCCUCUUCACCGCCACCUACACCGCCUACAAGCGCCUCUCCCCAACGAUGCAAUCCUUUCCACCCCUUGGUGCGCAUACAUCCCGCACAGGCGAGCGGUGCCCCUUCAUCAACGGCGACGUCGUUACCAAGAUCGAGGGACUCAAGGAGCCUGGGUUCCGCGUGCUGCAGGAACUUCUUAUGCAACAUAUGAUUACGGGGUUAGGUGGGCGCCCAGGAGUAUGGUGGGGUGAUGCGCAUACGGCCGUUGUGGAUUAUAUCGAUGAGGAUGAGAGUGUGAAGCUGAGACACCUGUUUCGGCUUGCGGCUAUGGCGGAGAACCCGAUUCCUGUGGGCCAGGCGUGA